AUGCUGUGGUUAACUGGGCUUAUUCCAGCAGCUUGUAAAGCUGACCCGGCCAGCUGCAGGCUGUGGGCUGAUCCUCAGGCGCCUGCUCUUUCUAUGAAUGGAGACUUUAUAAUCGGGGGGAUUUUUUCGAUUCAUUUCUACAUGAGUUCAGAGCAGAACACCUACACCAGACAACCACUACAGCUACAGUGCUCGGGGAGUAUGAACUUCAGGGAGCUGCGCUUCGCUCGUGCCAUGGAAUUCGCCAUCCACGAGAUCAACAACAGAACGGAUCUCUUGCCCGGAAUCACGUUAGGAUACCAGAUACGCGACUCGUGCGGUGCAGUGCCGAUGGCUAUUAAACUUGCAUUACUGUUGGCAAACGGCAUGGAGCCAUUUUUCAAUGAUACUGAUUCCUGUUCAAAAUCUGCAGCCGCUGCUGUUCCUGCUCUCGUGGGAGAUUCUGCAUCAACCCCCUCAAUUGGCAUUGCCAGAAUGCUGGGUCUUUUUGGAAUUCCACAGGUGAGUCACUACGCAACCUGCGCAUGUCUGAGCGAUAAACGUCAGUACCCUGCCUUCUUCAGGACCGUGCCUAGUGACCACCAUCAGGCGGCAGCCCUAGCGAAAAUAGUCAAGCAUUUCGGCUGGACAUGGAUUGGGGCAGUGCGCAGCGACACAGACUAUGGAAAUAAUGGAAUGGCCUUGUUUCUAAAGGCUGCGCAAGAGGAGGGCAUCUGUGUGGAGUACUCCGAGUCCUUCUACAGAACACAACCGCGCAGUAAACUGGAGAGAGUGGCAAACGUCAUCCGCAGAUCAACAGCCCGGGUAAUAGUAGCGUUUGUUCUCGAAGGCGAAUUGAGGCUUCUGUUGGAAGAACUGUCAAGACAGCCGCCGCCUCCUCUUCAGUGGAUCGGCAGCGAAGCGUGGAUCAUAGAUCCCGAAUUUCUGCGCUUUAACAUGUGCGCUGGUGCGAUAGGAUUUGGGAUCCCCCGCUCAGUGAUUCCAGGUCUUCGCGAGUUUCUUCUGGAUCUCUCUCCAGAACAAGCACUGAAAUCGCCUCUGCUGACGGAGUUUUGGGAGCGCUCGUUCAGCUGUAGCCUAAAAAGCUCAUCAGUGGCCGCGCGGAAAUGUGACGGCAGCGAGGAUAUCCGCGCGCUGCAGAACCCAUAUACAGACACGUCGCAGCUUCGCGCGACUAACCUCGUGUACAAAGCUACGUAUGCCAUAGCGCAUGCCAUCCACGGUGUUAUCUGUAAUGACACGCAAAAAUGCAUUCAAACAAUUGAUAGUUCAAAAUCACAGUUUUUCAAAUUAUAUGUUCCACUGCAGAUACUCGACCAGCUCAAGAGAGUGAACUUCACUACAAACAAUGGUUUUCAGGUGUCGUUUGAUUCCAGUGGUGAUCCUGUGGCCGUCUACGAGCUCAUAAACUGGCAGUUUAAGAAAGAUGGUGGUUUGAGUUUUGUCCCUGUGGGCCACUAUGACUCAUCCAGACCAAGAGGCCAGGAGCUCAGUAUGAGCAGAGCUAUCAUCUGGAUGGAGGGACAGACCGAGGUGCCAAGAUCUGUGUGCAGUGAGAGCUGUCCUCCAGGAACCAGGAAGGCUGUGCAGAAAGGAAAGCCAGUCUGCUGCUAUGACUGUAUACCAUGCGCAGAAGGAGAGAUCAGCAACAAGACAGACUCAUUGAAGUGUGUGCACUGCCUUCCUGAUUUCUGGCCCAAUGCCAAGCAUGAUAGAUGCCUCCCCAAGCCUGUGGAGUUCUUGUCCUGGGACGACACUCUGAGCAUCAUCCUGACAGUGUUCUCCAUCGCUGGGGCCUUCAUAGCUGUAUGUGUGACUGCUGUUUUCUAUAAAAACAGAACUUCUCCCAUCGUCCGAGCCAACAACUCAGAGCUGAGCUUCCUGCUGCUCUUCUCACUGACUCUGUGUUUUCUCUGCUCACUUACUUUCAUUGGUCGGCCCUCUGAGUGGUCCUGUAUGCUGCGCCACACAGCGUUUGGGAUCACCUUCGUCCUCUGCAUCUCCUGUGUUCUGGGGAAAACAAUAGUGGUGUUAAUGGCCUUCAGAGCUACACUUCCAGGCAGUAAUGCCAUGAAAUGGUUUGGGCCUCCACAGCAGAGACUCAGUGUUCUCACCUUCACUCUCAUACAGGUCCUUAUUUGUGUUCUUUGGUUGACAAUAUCUCCUCCUCUCCCCUUCAAAAAUCUAAAUCACUACAAAGAAAGAAUAAUCCUGGAAUGUGGAUUAGGUUCAGCUGUAGGGUUCUGGGCUGUGCUGGGUUAUAUAGGAUUUCUGGCUCUCUUGUGUUUUAUUUUGGCUUUUCUAGCACGGAAGCUGCCUGAUAACUUUAAUGAAGCCAAGUUCAUCACAUUCAGCAUGCUCAUAUUCUGUGCAGUGUGGGUUACCUUUAUCCCAGCUUAUGUCAGCUCUCCUGGAAAGUUCACUGUAGCUGUAGAGAUAUUUGCUAUUCUGGCCUCAAGCUUUGGUUUGAUUAUCUGUAUUUUUGCUCCCAAAUGUUUCAUAAUCAUUUUUAGGCCAGAGCAAAAUACCAAGAAAAACCUUUUGGGAAAAGGAUCCACCAAGGCCCUUUGA
Colossoma macropomum (tambaqui) is the source of this 2571-nucleotide messenger RNA. Its product is annotated as extracellular calcium-sensing receptor-like. NCBI's taxonomy places the organism in Eukaryota, Metazoa, Chordata, Actinopteri, Characiformes, Serrasalmidae. The transcript is spliced from 6 exons. Gene Ontology annotation, biological process: G protein-coupled receptor signaling pathway. Gene Ontology annotation, molecular function: G protein-coupled receptor activity. The record is from RefSeq and is a predicted model, not a curated record. Bases 1 to 2571 code for a protein of 856 amino acids. Gene Ontology annotation, cellular component: membrane.